Messenger RNA from Colossoma macropomum (tambaqui), 2525 nucleotides. RefSeq names its product cell cycle and apoptosis regulator 2 (gene ccar2). The record is from RefSeq and is a predicted model, not a curated record. Lineage: Eukaryota; Metazoa; Chordata; Actinopteri; Characiformes; Serrasalmidae. The coding region runs from base 65 to 2422 and encodes 785 amino acids. The transcript is spliced from 18 exons. Gene Ontology annotation, biological process: RNA splicing; regulation of DNA-templated transcription. Gene Ontology annotation, cellular component: nucleus; DBIRD complex. Gene Ontology annotation, molecular function: RNA polymerase II complex binding.
CAGCCCGCCGCAGUGCCAAUCGAGCGGACGACGAAGACGACAAAACGCUAGACACAAAUCGGAGAUGAGGCAGCGGGUCUUCACCGGCGUUGUGACACAGCUGCAGGACCACCAUGGCAUAGUAGACCAGGAGGUGCGCUUUCCCAUAAGUGUUGUUGUAGGGAGGGUGCCCUUGGUCGGCGAGAAGGUGCUGGUAAAAGCGGUGCAGGAUCCAUUGCAGCCGGUCAACUGGACAGCCCAAAGAGUGCAGGCUCUUAAUGGGCAGCCGUUCAAGUCGCCUCCUCCCCUGUUACCUUCCAUGUCAGCAAACAUGAAACCAGGCAUUUUGGGAAACAAACCUCAACCAUUGCUGAAAUCCCCCAAAAUUCCUCCACUUAUACCAACUAUGCAACCAAAUCCAGGCGGCAUGCACCCAAUGCCCCAUCACCAGCAAAUGCCAUGGGCCUUUGAUGGCUGGGGCGGAAACAGGAAGAGGCACAGUGAGGCUGUGGGAGGACGACGAGGUGGACGCUGGGAGGAAGGUGGAAGUUCUUGGGGAGGCGACAGCACACACCAGAAGAGACGGAGAUGGAGGGCCACGCCUGAGGAAGAAGCACCAAAGAAGAGCACACCUGUAGCCAGCCAGUGCAUCCCUCUCUUCUCCUGUUUUCCACGAGACAGCCAGGCCUUGGACAGUCUGGAACUGCAGCGGCGCUACCCGCACCUCCACGCUCCUGCCUCACUCUUUCAUGUGCAGCUCUGCUGGCCAGAGAGUUUCCCUCCUAGCCAGCCUCUGCCCCUCGCAGGGCCCUGCUUCUUCCAUGUGGGUGCCAGCCAGGCAAAAAUGGAUGUUUCAGAAUCCACAGACUCCACUGACACAAGUUUCUCGGUUAAGGUGAUGUUACUGUCCAUGCCUGAUAUAGAGGACUUGUACUCUCAAUGUUGCAGCUGUUCAGAGGAUGGCCAGGCACAUGGGGAUAUAGUCCACCCUACAACACUUUUCAAGUUCCUGCUGCUGGAGAAAGCAGGGGAGCUGCAGCUCCCUGGAGGUCCUUGGUCUCCCAGAGUGGACGGUUCCAAUCCAGCCAAGGAUAGCAGCGUUCUGAUCCGCACUGCAGUCCGCUGUGUUAAAGAGCAGACUGCUCUGGAUCUUGCAGCUUGUACACAAUGGCACAAAAUGGCCGAGCUGAGACUGCUCACUGGGAAUAAAACGGAGACUGUUGUGAUCUUGCUGCCAGAUGUGUGGAAUCUAGUACCGACAGCAGAGGAGUGGGCCAAGUCACGGAACGAGCAGGAGGAUGAUGAGUCUCCUCUCCCUGAAGCACCCUCCCUGGUGGUCCAGCCCUCUGCAGGCCUGACACUGUCAACCGUCUCCCUCUCUUCUUUACUGGAGCGGACUAAGGAUACAUUUGAGGUUUGUUUGGUGGGCGAGCUGUUCAGCGAGAUGCUUCAGAGGGACUUUGGACUGCAGCUGUACCACUCUCUCUGUAGCCUGCCUCCGAGUCCAGGUUUUCCUCAUUCCAAAUCUAAAGCCGAAGACAACAGCACUGCCGCGGAAGAGGAGCCUAAAAAGACAGACAAGCAGGUGAAAAAGAGAGGAGCUAGUGAUUCUAAGAAAAAGAGAACAAAAGAAGAGGGGAUGGAGGAGGAAGAAACUGUAAUGAAGGACGAACAGGACCAACAUGAAAAGCAACCAGAUAAUCAGAAGGAAAGCAAGAACCAAGCAGUGGGUGAAGAAGAAAUGACCAGUGGCACCUCAGACAAUCAGUCACUCAAGGACAAUGACCAGCCCGUGGGACAGUGUGUAGAGCUACCUCGCAGGGUCCUCCUCUCCUGGGUGUUUUUUGACCGGCAGCUCACAGGCCACUUGAAAGAACAGGACCUGCAAAACAUUCUGCUGUCCCUCGGGCUCUACCUCAACACUGCUCAGGCACAGAACCUUGUUCAAAAGGCAUCAGUUGGUGGGCAGUGCCUGUACCGCAAACUCUGCUCUCGCUGGAUAGACCCAGAGGAGGUGGCGUACGACCUCAGUGCUGAGGGAAAUAAAAGUUUGCUGCCUGGCCUGCCUGCUAAGGAGAGAGGCUCUUCUCGUCGCUCAUCCAGCAGCACUAACUCUGAUGUAGUCACCUACAAAGGGACAGUGGUGAACAUUCCCAACCUGCUGCAUGCCCUUGAGAGCAGCAAGGCAGCGCAGCAGGAGCUGGAGAAACGCAUCGCAAGUCUGCACGCUACACUCGAGGCUGCUGAGGCAAAGCAGGAGUCUGAUCAACAAGAGCAGCUGAAGAGUAGGUUAGAGAAAGCCGAGACGCUCAACAAGGCCUACGAGAAGAGCCUGAAAGAGAAUGCUGGCCACAUGCUUGACGUCAUCGAGAAGAUGCAGAAAAUGGUAGACCAGACGACAAUCCUUACACGGACAAAGGAGACAAAAGGAACAAAGGACUAACAGUCUGCUCUUAGAAAAAAACAGGAACAUUUUUAAUUUAUAAAUCUGUAUUUUUCAGCUGUGUUGAACUCCAUUUGGACAUGGAGUAUUUAUGGGAUUUUUC